GCAAUGGCCUGGGGGGAUGUGGAGCCCCUCCUCCUGGGUGAGGGGCUGGGCCUGGGCCCUGACACAGUGCUGUGGAGGAGCCAGGGGAGCUGCUGGGCGCCAAGGUGGGGAAGACCUACUUACCUGGCAGAGUGAAAAGCUGCCCACAGGAGUGGAUGGAGGUUUUCUGGGAGUCAGCAUGUGGAGAGGGCCGAACGUGAACUGCGUCGACAGCACUGGCUACACACCACUGCACCACGCCGCUCUGAACGGCCACAGGGAUGUGGUCGAGGUUCUUCUGAGGAACGACGCGCUGACCAAUGUGGCCGACUCUAAAGGCUGUUACCCCCUGCACUUGGCAGCCUGGAAGGGAGAUGCCCAGAUAGUGCGCCUGCUCAUCCACCAAGGGCCCUCGCACACCAAAGUCAACGAACAGAAUGCUCUUGAGAUCAAAGAACUCAAAAAGCACGGCCCCUUUGACCCCUAUAUCAAUGCCAAGAACAAUGACAACGAGACAGCCCUGCACUGCGCCGCGCAGUAUGGCCACACGGAGGUGGUAAAGGUGCUGUUGGAGGAGCUCACGGACCCCACCAUGCGCAACAACAAAUUUGAGACCCCUCUGGACCUGGCAGCGCUCUACGGGCGGCUGGAGGUGGUGAAGAUGCUGCUGAACGCCCACCCCAACCUCUUGAGCUGCAACACCAAGAAGCACACGCCCCUGCACCUGGCGGCGCGGAACGGCCACAAGGCUGUGGUCCAGGUCCUCCUUGAUGCCGGCAUGGACAGCAACUACCAGACGGAGAUGGGCAGUGCUUUGCAUGAGGCUGCUUUGUUUGGCAAGACCGAUGUGGUGCAAAUCCUGCUGGCUGCAGGAAUCGAUGUCAACAUAAAAGAUAACCAUGGGCUGACUGCCCUAGACACUGUCCGGGAGCUGCCUUCCCAGAAGAGCCAGCAGAUAGCAGCACUUAUUGAAGAUCACAUGACUAGAAAAAGAAGUGCAAAAGACGUAGAUAAAACUUCCACACCGCAGCCACCUCUCCGCUCCGGCCUGGACUCCAUAGCACAGAAGUCUCAGGGUGACACAGAGAAAGUGGUGACUGAGCUGAUCAUCGAUUUUGAUACCAGCGCCGAGGAAGAGGGACCCUACGAGGCUCUGUACAAUGCUGUCUCCUGCCACUCACUGGACAGCUCGACCAGCGGCCGGUCGUCGGACCGAGAGUCCACGAGCAGGGAGGCUGAGGCUGCUGGCACGAGGACUGCCGGAGUGAGGCCGAGGGAAUGUCCACCGCCUCCAGCAAAGCCACCACCUGAUGAAGAGGAGGAAGAUCGAAUAGAUAAGAAGUAUUUCCCCCUGACAGCUUCUGAGGUCCUGGCCAUGCGACCCAGGGCUGCAGGGAGUACAGCCCGGGAAGAGGACGAACACCCUUAUGAGCUGCUCUUAACAGCGGAGACGAAGAAACUGGUGUUGGUGGAAGGAAAAACAAAAGACCACAGGCAGAGCGGCGGCGGCCGGAGCCAGGACUCUGUGGAGGGGCAGGACGGGCAGGUCCCAGAGCAGUUCUCAGGUCUCCUCCACGGCUCCUCCCCGGUGUGCGAGGUGGGGCAGGACCCUUUCCAGCUGCUGUCUGCCGCAGGCCAGAGCCACCCAGACGGGUCCCCGGCGCAGGCUGCCUGCCACGAGGCCAGCAUGCAGCCGGGGGAGUCAGGCGUACACCCUGCCGGCAUCUCGCAGCCCAGCAGCCUGGACCAGAGCAGGACCACAGGCUACCCGGCAGGCCUGCCCUCUGCCAGCGGCCAGUUGCACCCCGAAACCGUGACUCACCCUGCGCCCCCGCACCCUGCUGGUGCCGAGGAAGAAGGAGCCCGGAGCGGGGCCAGGAGCCGAGCCCCUCCCACCAGCAGACCCAGAGCCGAGCUCAGACUCAGCCGCAGCCUGUCCAAGUCUGACUCUGAUCUGCUGGCCUGCUCGCCCACGGAGGACGCGCCGAUGGGCAGCCGAAGCGAGUCCCUGUCCAGCUGUAGCAUCGGGAAGAAGAGGCUGGAGAAGGCGCCCUCCUUCGCCUCUGAGUGGGACGAGAUUGAGAAGAUCAUGAGUUCAAUUGGAGAAGGGAUCGACUUUUCUCAGGAACAGCAGAGGAUCUCAGGUUCACAGACAUUGGAGCAGAGCGUCGGGGAGUGGCUGGAGUCGCUCGGGCUGCAGCAGUAUGAGAGCAAGUUGCUUCUGAAUGGUUUUGAUGAUGUCCGCUUCCUGGGACCUAAUGUGAUGGAAGAGCAGGACCUGCGGGAGAUCGGCAUCAGCGACCCCCAGCACCGGCGGAAGCUCCUCCAGGCCGCGCGUUCCCUACCCAAGGUGAAGGCCCUGGGCUGCGAUGGGCACAGCCCCCCAUCAGUGCCCUCCUGGCUGGACUCCCUGGGGCUGCAGGACUACGUCCACUCCUUCCUGUCCAGCGGCUACAGCUCCACUGACACUGUGAAGAACCUCUGGGAGCUGGAGCUGGUCAACGUCCUGAAGGUCCAUCUGCUGGGCCACCGCAAGCGCAUCAUCGCCUCCCUAGCGGACAGGCCCUACGAGGAGCCGCCACAGAAGCCGCCGCGGUUCUCCCAGCUGCGAUGCCAAGACCUGCUCUCCCAGACGUCAUCCCCGCUGAGCCAGAGCGAUUCCUGCACCGGGCGGUCGGCAGACCUGCUGCUGCCUUCAGGGGACACGAGCAGGCGGCGACACGAUAGCCUUCAGGACCCUGCAGCUCCCUCUCGAGCCGAGCACUUCCGAGUCCAGGAGGAGCCCCGCGAGGCCAAGCUGACCCUGCGGCCACCCAGCCUGGCCGCCCCCUAUGCCCCCGUGCAGAGCUGGCAGCACCAGCCGGAGAAACUCAUCUUCGAGUCCUGUGGUUAUGAGGCCAACUACCUGGGCUCCAUGCUCAUCAAAGACCUGCGAGGGACGGAGUCCACUCAAGACGCCUGUGCCAAGAUGCGGAAAUCCACCGAGCACAUGAAGAAGAUCCCCACCAUCAUCCUGUCCAUCACGUACAAGGGCGUCAAGUUCAUCGACGCUUCCAACAAGAACGUCAUUGCAGAGCACGAGAUCCGGAACAUUUCCUGUGCGGCCCAGGACCCAGAGGACCUGUGCACCUUCGCCUACAUCACCAAGGACCUGCAGACCAGCCACCACUACUGCCACGUCUUCAGCACGGUGGAUGUGAACCUGACGUACGAAAUCAUCCUGACACUGGGCCAGGCAUUCGAGGUGGCCUACCAGCUGGCCCUGCAGGCCCAGAAGUCCCGGCCGAUGGGGGCUGCCGUGGCCGAGAUGAUCGAGACAAAAGCCUCCAAACCGGUGCCUAAGCCGCGGGUCUGCAUGAGGAAGUCCGCAGUGACGCUGCCCCCCGAUAGUCGCUGUUGUUACUGUCACACCUGCACCACCCACCGUCCUUCCUACCUACCGCUGCCGUCUGUUAGUCCUGGAGUCAAGCUGGAACCACCUGACAUGGACCAGGAGGUCCAUUCCCACGCCAGUGUCUCCUGGAUCGUGGACCCAAAGCCAGACUCUAAGCGGAGCCUCAGCACCAACUGAGCCACGAGGAACACACUGCUUCGGAAACAGACGUGGGGAGCGCAGGCUCCCGCCACCAUUGCACCUCGGGCCUGCAGCUCUGAAGACCAGGCCCGGCCCUGCCUGCAGGACCCGCUCCCAGCUGCAGCCUGGCCCCUGGCAGAUGAGACUGGAACUCCGGAGGGUCAAGAUGUGACUUGUCCACAAUACAUGUUUUUAGUAGAGAGAAGUUUUAUAAAAUGAACUUUUAACACUUGGCUCAAACCUCUAGGUAAACUGCCAGUCCUUAAGAUGACGGCGGGUUAGUCCACAGCCUUGUCCUCAGUGGGGCUCAGUGCAGCUGGGGUACGAGAAGGCAGCAGCCCAUGGGGAGCAGAAGGGAGCGGGCAUAGCAGAGCUACCCAGCCAAGGUAACUUGUUCACACUGCCCGACUUCUUGUCCUCAUUUUGAGCUACUUGGGCUCUUCAGCGUACACAGCCUCAGAUGCCUGACCAGAUUCCUGGUGUUUCUGGAGUUCAAACGUGAAGGUCCAGGGGCUGCUGGAGAGAAGCGAGUCAUUCUUGGUGCUGGGAAGCCAUGACUAGGCCAGGAACUCCCUUCCCACUCAUUUGGUGGUAAGCGGAGCACCCCUGGGGCCAGCUGCCCGAGCUUUCUCGCUCUCUAGUGACGUCUUGGUGGAACAGGCAGCUUUGUCUGGGGCGUUAAUGGGUAGAUCAGCAGAGAUGGCUACUUGCCACCUUGUGACUCAUCUAGUCGGGUCUGUGAUUAGGACUCGUUCUGAUUCUCUGAGUUACUUAGUUGACUGUUGUCUUCUCUGCUGCUGGGCUCAUCCCCAGCUCAAGGUAUGGAAAGGGUAGAUCAGGUGAUAGUCUGUUUACCCCACCCCACAAAGAGUGGCCUUGACGGCAGGCUGCUGCAUAACCUUACUGCUAACUUGCUUUGCUUUCAGCUGUAAGUGGGGCUUCCUUCUUGCCUCAAGGACAAAGGGAUUGGCUCUGUGGGGCAGCGAGGCCUAGCCGUAGCAGCUGUUUGUCCCCGUGGGGGAGGGGCACUGCCGUGGGUUUCCUGGCCCUGGUCCUUCUGGUCCCAGGAUGAACCUUCCAGCUGCAGAGGCAUGCGGUGCAAUUCAGAGUGCUCUUGGGCACCUCACAACACUGUGGGAGGCCCAGAGGAGGACGAGGGCUUGUUGUCCACUAGGCUGUGUGGGCUUCCAGAGUGCCCCACGCAGCAGGUACUGGGGUGCAGCUCCCCGUGGUGGAGGCAGGUUGCCCCCUAUACCUAGGUACUAACAGGGACCCUGACACCUGGAGUCUGCACUUCGUCACCUGCCUCUCAGGGUCCACGGUAACUCGUCCUUGCAGGAGUCCCGUAGACCAAGGGCCCUGUAGGCGGGUGGAGGUCCUGAAAACUCUUAAGACACUACACCGAGCUCCUCACACUAUCUGAUGUCUUUCAAUCACAGUACGCAUUUUUCCCCUUGAAGCUGCUAUAUCGUCACUAUUUAUUCAGGGUGUUUUCAUGUUGGAAAGCCUUGGCGAGGCUAUGCUGGCUCUGGGUCUUGUUUUGAGACAGGAUGGUUUCUUUGCGAAUGUUCAAGAAAGAAAAGUGACUGGAUCACUCUGCUCUGGCUUGCUUGCUCACUGUCUCCCUCACCCCUCCUCCUGGAAAGGGGCAGUGUGGCUGCCAGGACAGGCUCCAGGGAAAGGCCCUGCUCCACCCCGCUCUGAGUGCAGGUCUCUUGGCAUGGCAGCCGCUCCGGCGCCUGGGAGAGGAGCUCCCUCCCCAGGCUCCCGCUCGCUGCCUUGCUCCUGCCAGCUUUGCCCUCAGCACUGCCCGCCUCGGGUCUGGGUAUGGGUCUGAGCAGCAGCGUGGCACAGAGUGGCCGUUGUCAGGACGUCAGGACCUGUGCAGGCCUGCAAAGCACUGUGGCUCCUGCUGUGGCAAUGGACUGAAUUGUAAUAAAAUGUUAUUUAAUCUUUGUCUCUGUAUUUUGAUACUUGAAUGAUUUCCCUUUUGUGUUACUGUACAUAUAAUUGUUCAUCUGAUUUUGUCUGAAUUAUAAACAUCUUGUGGUACCAAACAUAACCAAUCUGUGCAACAUAGACUGACCUCACUACACACAAGAGUGUGAAUCGUCCUGGGCUUCCCGCUUUGGUUUUGUUUUCAUAACUGUACAACUUAGAAGAGACUGAAUUAAUAAAUGAGAAGCGACGUAAAGCCAGCCUUAC
This is a messenger RNA of Fukomys damarensis (Damara mole-rat), 5758 nucleotides long. It is a transcript of the gene Anks1a, whose product is annotated as ankyrin repeat and sterile alpha motif domain containing 1A. The transcript has 26 exons. NCBI's taxonomy places the organism in Eukaryota, Metazoa, Chordata, Mammalia, Rodentia, Bathyergidae. The record is from RefSeq and is a predicted model, not a curated record. Gene Ontology annotation, cellular component: cytosol. The coding region runs from base 17 to 3550 and encodes 1177 amino acids. Gene Ontology annotation, molecular function: protein binding.